CUUCCUCUUCCUCUUCCUCGAUCAUCCUCAGUUAUUUUUUCUUCUUCCAACCCCUUCUUAAGCGGGGGACUAGAAGUCAAAGUCUUCUUUCUUCAUCUCGUCCCCCUUACAUAUAUAUAUGUAUAUCAGCUCUCCCUUCCUUCAUCCCUUACUAAAAACGGUAUUUCUCUUUAUCACCCUUAUAGCCUCCACUAGUAAACGCCGAUUAAGGCAGUAGUGAGAGGUAGAAGAUGGCCGGAGGUAGUAGCAGUGGUCGUUCUCUGGAGGAAACUCCGACAUGGGCUGUCGCCGUUGUCUGUUUUAUCUUAGUUUUGGUUUCACUUAUAAUCGAACACAUCCUUCAUCUCAUUGGACAGUGGUUGAAGAAAAAACACAAGCGAGCUCUCUAUGAAGCACUCGAAAAGGUCAAAUCUGAGCUUAUGCUGCUGGGUUUUUUAUCGUUGCUGCUAACGGUGUUACAAUCACCCAUUUCCGGGGUUUGUAUCCCACAGAGCGUGGGAGCUACUUGGCAUCCAUGUAGAGAGAAGCAAGAAGCGAGCACUUCAGAGACCAGCGAUAUGGUGGAUGAUUCUGAUGAAAAUAGGCGGAGACUUCUGUCCUUUCCUGAUUCUAUCGGUGGUGUCAGGAGGAUAUUGGCCGCCGGAACUGAAGGAACUGAUAAAUGUGGCGAGGGAAAAGUCUCCUUCGUUUCCUCUGAUGGAAUCCAUCAACUUCACAUCUUCAUAUUCGUGUUGGCUAUUUUCCAUGUUCUUUACUGUAUUACCACCUUGGCUCUGGGUAGACUUAAGAUGAGAAAGUGGAAGAAGUGGGAAAAGGAGACGAAGACAAUUGAAUACCAGUUCUUAAAUGAUCCAGAGAGGUUCAGAUUUGCAAGGGAUACAUCCUUCGGUCGGAGACACUUAAACUUCUGGACCAAGCACCCUAUUCUCAUCUGGGUCGUUUGUUUCUUCAGGCAGUUCGUUAGAUCAGUUCCAAAGGUGGAUUACCUCACUCUCAGACAUGGCUUCAUAAUGGCUCAUUUGGCACCUCAAAGUCAAACAAAGUUUGAUUUUCAAAAAUACAUCAACCGGUCACUUGAAGAAGAUUUCAAAGUUGUCGUUGGUAUCAGUCCAGCAAUCUGGUUCAUCGCAGUGCUGUUCCUAUUAUUCAAUACCCAUGGGACCUAUUCUUAUCUGUGGCUGCCCUUCAUCCCUUUGAUCAUCAUCCUCUUGGUGGGGACAAAGCUACAGGUGAUCAUAACGAAAAUGGGGUUGAGAAUACAAGAAAAGGGAGAGGUGGUGAAGGGUUUCCCCGUGGUUGAACCAGCUGAUGACCUCUUCUGGUUCAACAACCCUCAUCUCAUUCUCUAUCUCAUCCACUUCGUUCUCUUCCAGAAUGCGUUUCAGCUAGCCUUCUUCGCAUGGUCUGUGUACGAAUUCACUCUUAAAUCUUGCUUCCACGAGCACACUGAAGACAUCGUCAUCCGCAUCUCAAUGGGGGUUAUCAUCCAGAUCCUCUGUAGUUACGUCACACUUCCUCUCUAUGCGUUGGUGACACAGAUGGGUUCGACAAUGAAGCCAACCGUCUUCAACGAGAGAGUGGCCACAGCUCUGCGACAUUGGCAUCAUACGGCUAGGAAGCAUAUCAAGCAGAAAAAAGGAAGUAUGUCAGGGACACCAGCAUCAAGCAUGCCGUCGACGCCUACCCAUGGCUUGUCUCCCGUACAUCUGCUGCGCCGGUACCGGAGUGAGGUCUCCGACAGUGUCCAGACCUCUCCACGACAAAGCAAUUUCGAUGCCGCUUCCCCUGAUCAAUGGGACGUCGUUGAUGGCUCUACUUCCCCGAAUAACCAACACAACGAUGGCUCUUUCUUACAUCAUCACCAUCACCAUCACCAUCAUCUUCAUCGACAGCAGCAGCAGUAUGAGAGAGAUGAGAGUCAUGAGCCUCCAACCUCAACAGAGCCUCCUCCAUUGCCUCAAUCCAUCAGUAAUGAGCACGAAAUCGCGAUGGGUCAUUUAGAAUUCUCCUUUGAUAAGAGACCUAGAGUGUAAAUAAUCUGAUCAUCGUAUAUGGGAAGAAAUAUGAUUGAAUUGCAUGAAUAGAUUCGUUGCUCCGAGAUGGUAUGCCAG
This is a messenger RNA of Macadamia integrifolia, 2111 nucleotides long. Its product is annotated as MLO-like protein 6. The record is from RefSeq and is a predicted model, not a curated record. Gene Ontology annotation, biological process: defense response. Bases 231 to 2033 code for a protein of 600 amino acids. The transcript is spliced from 15 exons. NCBI's taxonomy places the organism in Eukaryota, Viridiplantae, Streptophyta, Magnoliopsida, Proteales, Proteaceae. Gene Ontology annotation, cellular component: membrane.